GCCUCCAGCUUCUGAGCUGGUGUCCCCAAGGGUCAUUUCUCUCCAGACACUGAAUGAAGAGGUGACUAGACCCUGCAGAUCCAGCCAUGGCAGAGCAGGAUCGUAUCUGCAGCUCCAAGUGGGAGGCACCACGGGACAAGAGCUCCUUGGAUUCGGCGUGGUCGUGGAUCCCAAUAAUGAGAGACCCUGGGUGGAUCCGAAGUGUGUGGCCUUCAAACAUCAACGUUCAGACAAUGAAUUACGUGGGGCAGUUGGCCGGCCAGGUGUUUGUGACAGUGAAGGAGCUCUACAAGGGCCUGAACCCUGCCACGCUGUCGGGAUGUAUCGACAUCAUCGUUGUCCGCCAGCCCAAUGGCAGCCUGCAGUGCUCCCCUUUCCACGUCCGCUUCGGGAAGAUGGGUGUCCUGCGCUCCCGGGAGAAAGUGGUGGACAUAGAAAUCAAUGGGGAGUCUGUGGAUUUGCACAUGAAGUUGGGAGACAAUGGAGAAGCCUUUUUCGUUCAAGAGACUGACAACGAUCAGGAAGUCAUCCCUGUGUACCUGGCCACGUCCCCCAUCCUGUCAGAAGGAGCUUCUAGAAUGGAAAGCCAGCUGAAAAGAAACUCUGUGGAUAGACUCAGGGGCCUGGAUCCCACCAUGACUGCCCAGACCCUGCCUCCCAGCGACACUCCAUCUGCUGGUUCCCUGGGGAAGAAGAGAAGGAAAAGGAGGAGGAAGUCUCAGUUGGACAAUCUGAAAAGAGAUGACAAUAUCAACACGUCUGAGGAUGAGGACAUGUUUCCCAUAGAGAUGAGCUCUGAUGAGGAAACAGUACCGAUGGAUGGGAGCAGAACUCUUCCUAACGAUGUACCACCAUUUCAAGAUGAUAAUCCUAAGGAAAACCUCCCCUCAAUUUCGGCGUAUCCCCAGUCAGCAUCAUACCCCAAUUCAGACAGAGAGUGGUCCCCCAGCCCCAGCAGCCUGGUAGAUUGCCAGAGGACUCCCCCUCAUGUGGCCGUGGGAGUUCUUUCUAGCUCUUGUCCUCUACAGUCUUCCCACUUCCAUGCUUCGGAAAGUCCCUCAGGCUCUCGGCCUUCAACACCAAAAAGUGAUUCUGAGCUGGUCAGUAAGUCUGCGGACAGAUUGACACCAAAGAAUAACCUGGAAAUGCUCUGGCUAUGGGGUGAAUUGCCACAGGCUGCAAAGUCAUCUUCUCCACACAAGAUGAAAGAGUCCAGCCCCUUAGUGGGUCGGAAGAUCUCUGAUAAAAUUCACUUUCAGGCCAUUCAUAGUGAGUCAUCAGACACUUUUAGUGACCAGUCACCAACAGUGGCCCGGGGGCCUCCCAUCCACGAGAGUAAGGCUCAGAUGGAAGUGCAGUUUCUCAAUGAGGAGGAUCUUGAGGCCUUAGGAGCGGCGGCCCCACCUUUACCAGUGGCUGAAGAGCUCAAGCCCCCAGCUGCCAGCACUACACAGACAACGAGCAAGACAGAUUCCCCUUCCAGGAAAAAAGAUAAACGGAGUCGACACCUUGGAGCUGAUGGCGUUUACCUGGAUGACCUCACAGACAUGGACCCCGAAGUGGCAGCACUGUAUUUCCCCAAGAAUGGAGACCCUGCUGGGCUUCCCAAGCAAGCCAGUGACAACGGGGCCAGGUCAGCUAACCAGUCCCCACAGUCAGUGGGCAGUUCGGGCAUCGACAGUGGUGUGGAGAGCACCUCGGAUGGCCUGAGGGACCUGCCGUCCAUCGCCAUCUCCCUCUGUGGUGGCCUCAGUGACCACAGAGAGAUCACUAAAGAUGCAUUUUUGGAACAAGCCGUGUCAUAUCAGCAGUUUGCCGACAACCCUGCUAUCAUCGAUGACCCCAAUCUCGUGGUCAAGAUUGGUAAUAAGUAUUACAACUGGACAACAGCAGCUCCUCUACUUCUGGCGAUGCAGGCUUUCCAGAAGCCUUUGCCAAAGGCCACUAUGGAAUCCAUCAUGAGAGACAAGAUGCCCAAAAAGGGAGGAAGAUGGUGGUUUUCCUGGAGGGGAAGAAACUCCACAAUCAAAGAGGAAAGCAAGCCUGAGCAGGGCCUGCCGGGGAAGGGCCACAACACCGGAGAGCAGCCUGCGCAGCUUGGCCUGGUCACCAGAAUAAAGCAUGAGUCAUCCUCCAGUGAUGAAGAGCUCGCAGCUGCCAAGCCAUCAAGCUCAGGCCACCUCUCUAUUUUGUCCAACGUCAGCUACAAAAAGACCCUGCGGCUUACUUCAGAGCAGCUGAAAAGCUUGAAGUUAAAGAACGGCCCCAAUGAUGUAGUGUUUAGUGUCACCACCCAAUACCAGGGCACCUGUCGCUGUGAAGGCACCAUCUACCUGUGGAACUGGGAUGACAAAGUCAUCAUCUCGGAUAUCGAUGGGACCAUCACAAGAUCUGAUACUCUUGGUCACAUUUUGCCCACGUUGGGAAAAGAUUGGACUCACCAGGGCAUUGCAAAGCUGUACCAUAAAGUAAGCCAGAAUGGCUACAAGUUUCUCUACUGUUCGGCGCGUGCCAUUGGGAUGGCAGACAUGACGAGGGGCUACCUGCACUGGGUCAAUGAGAGGGGCACAGUGCUGCCACAGGGGCCACUUCUGCUCAGCCCAAGUAGCCUCUUCUCUGCUUUGCACAGAGAAGUGAUUGAAAAGAAGCCAGAAAAGUUCAAAGUCCAGUGUUUGACGGACAUCAAAAACCUGUUUUUCCCAAACACAGAACCCUUCUAUGCUGCUUUUGGGAACCGGCCUGCUGAUGUGUAUUCCUACAAGCAAGUGGGGGUGUCCUUGAACAGGAUCUUCACUGUCAAUCCCAAGGGUGAGCUGGUGCAGGAGCAUGCCAAGACCAACAUCAGCUCGUAUGUGAGGCUCUGCGAAGUAGUUGACCACGUCUUCCCAUUGCUGAAGAGAAGCCAUUCAUCUGACUUCCCCUGUUCAGACACUUUCAGUAACUUCACCUUUUGGAGAGAGCCGCUGCCGCCCUUUGAAAACCAGGACGUACACUCAGCCUCAGCUUGAUGCAACCGAGCAUUAACAAUAGGUUGUGGGACUCUGGAGCUGCUGGGAAGGCUGCUAUGCCACCAUCUGCCUAAGAGAGAAGCAUUUCUCCCUUGACUCGCUUGUCCUAGGGUGACAUAUCUAAGUGUGGAGGGCGGAUGGUGGCUGCGUCUCAUCCCAUAGGCUGCAAGAGGAUUGG
Acomys russatus (golden spiny mouse) is the source of this 3186-nucleotide messenger RNA. RefSeq names its product lipin 1 (gene Lpin1). The record is from RefSeq and is a predicted model, not a curated record. Gene Ontology annotation, cellular component: mitochondrial outer membrane; nucleus. Gene Ontology annotation, biological process: triglyceride biosynthetic process; fatty acid catabolic process; cellular response to insulin stimulus. Gene Ontology annotation, molecular function: transcription coactivator activity; phosphatidate phosphatase activity. Lineage: Eukaryota; Metazoa; Chordata; Mammalia; Rodentia; Muridae. The transcript is spliced from 22 exons. Bases 87 to 3008 code for a protein of 973 amino acids.